Homalodisca vitripennis (glassy-winged sharpshooter) is the source of this 1476-nucleotide messenger RNA. It is a transcript of the gene twf, whose product is annotated as twinfilin. Gene Ontology annotation, molecular function: actin monomer binding; actin filament binding. Gene Ontology annotation, cellular component: cytoplasm; actin filament; myofibril. The record is from RefSeq and is a predicted model, not a curated record. Gene Ontology annotation, biological process: regulation of lamellipodium assembly; actin filament depolymerization; positive regulation of neuron projection development. The transcript is spliced from 8 exons. The coding region runs from base 329 to 1354 and encodes 341 amino acids. NCBI's taxonomy places the organism in Eukaryota, Metazoa, Arthropoda, Insecta, Hemiptera, Cicadellidae.
GUAAACAACCAACAUGGGUCUGGUUUAGUUCAGCUGUAUCGCUUUUAGUCUGUCUGUGCGUCAACUUUGUAUUCAGAAAAGAUCAAAGUCAUAAAAAAAUAAUAAUUACCAGUUUAGUCAGUCAAUUAGAAAAUCUAACCUAAAAAUAUCUGUGUAGUUUACAUCCUUCUCGCUUCUAUAAGUAGCUAGGUUCACUUGGCCAGUUAAUAUAGGCUAAAACAUAUUUGAAGGAAGAAGUUUGAAAUUGUAGAAUACCAUUUGCCAGGUUUAAUUAUUUUAGUAAUUUAUUUCUUUAUCGUCUCGGUUCAGAGACAGUGGUCCUCAUUCAAUGUCCCAUCAAACUGGAAUCAGAGCAAAUGAAGCGUUGCUUCAUUUCUUUGGAAUUUGCAGAGAUGGAAAAGUAAGAGCAUUCAAAGUUUCAAUAGAUAAUGAGCAGUUAGUCCUGUCAAAACAUAUGGACUCUGAAGGAUCUUGGGAGAAAGACUAUGACCGCUGUGUGCCACAUUUGGUAGAACCGGAACAGCCUUGUUAUGUCCUUUACAGAUUUGACAGUAAAAACGAAACAGGAGGGUUUGACUGGUUGUUGAUAAGUUGGUCUCCAGAUGAUUCACACAUCAGACAAAAAAUGUUGUAUGCCUCUACAAAAGCAACACUCAAGCAGGAGUUUGGCAGUGGGCAGAUCAAGGAGGAGGUUCAUGCCACUGUGCAUGAGGAUGUGACAUUGUCAGGGUUGAAGAAGACAAGACAGGCCGCCAAAUCUCCAGCACCUCUCACCACCAGGGAGGAGGAGUUGGCAAGCCUGUCUCAGGAUCUCACAGAGGUGAGCAUCGACUCCCGCACUCAGACACUUGGGGGUGUGGCCUUUCCCCUCCACCCAGAAGCUGUUGCUGCCAUCCAGGACCUAUCUAUGGGCAACUGUGACUACGUACAGCUCAAGAUAGACAUUGAGAACGAAAAGAUCUUACUAGUGAAGGCUGAUAAGGUGAGUGUGUCGAGACUGCAGAACCUUGUACCGUCUGAUGCUGCCCGUUAUCACCUUUUCUGCUUCAAACACACCCACGAGUGUGAUUACCUUGAGUCUAUUGUGUUUAUAUAUUCUAUGCCAGGCUACUCCUGCACAAUAAAGGAACGUAUGCUGUACUCCAGUUGUAAAGCACCUCUUCUGGAUUAUAUUGAAAACUCUAUUGGCCUUAUAGUUGAGAAAAAGCUAGAAAUUGAUAGUGGGUCAGAACUGACAGAAGAGUUUCUGCAAGAUGAGCUCCAUCCCAAGAGGAACCUUCACCGACCCAAGUUUGAGAAGCCCAAGGGGCCUCCAAAUCGAGGUGCCAAGCGUCUCACCAAACUGCAACAAUAACGUUUUCUCUACCAGCAGUAUUAUGCAUUUACAUAGGCAAUACUACAAAAUGAAUUAUAUUUAUAAAAUUUACAUAUAUUGUUUUUUAUUUAAUAAAUGUUAUUUUUGGUCUUUGAUUUUAA